UCUUAAUCAUAAACUUAACAUAACUAAUAAUUAAGCCAUGGAUCUUAAGGGCUCUCUUGUUGAUACACACCUAAGAAUAUAUCCCACUGAAGUUUUAAUUAAGUUUUUAAAAACAAUUCAUGUAACAAAAGAUGUUCCUACAAACAUUGCUCUUAUAAUUAAAGGUGAAAAUAGAUGUACUGUUACUUCCAGUGAUAAUGUUGAUACAAAAACUGUUCAGCUUACUGACAAAGAUUAUGAAAAUUUAAAAAAAGUUAAAGAGGUCAUGAACAAAUUGAAUCCAGAUGAACAUAAUAUUGAAUCUGAAUCAAAAAAUAAGGAAAAUGAUAAUUUGGGAGAAGAAGAUUCUAAGGGGAAUACAAAAACAAAGAAUGAUAAUAAUCUUGAAGAUUCUGAAGAAACUAAUGAAAAGGAGGAGUCCCAAGUUAAGGCUGAGGAUGAGGUAUUGUCAGAUGAAAAUAAAAAAUUCCUCAUUACUUCUGAUUUAGAUUGGCUAUAUAUUUACAUUAAGAAUAAAAGGGGCAAAGGAGAAGAAAUGCCACAUUUGCAUGAACUCCUGGAAGGUGUUGAUAUUAAAAUGCCUGAUAAUAAAAUUAUAAAGAGAAAUCCUGAUCUCGAAGCAAGGUGUGUGAAAUUGAGAGCACAGCAAGAGGCCCGCGAAUAUAGAAAAAUGACUAAAGGUGUUGAUAAUGUAAGAAUAAGAUUUCCAGAGGACAGUAUUUCAUAUCAAAUGAAACAACUAAAUCGACAUCUGAUUGCUAUUGGUCAAUUUUUACUCUCAAUAUUUGCGGGAUUCCUCUUUGGCUUCCGUGGAGUCGAAUGGAUGGUUGGAAAUUUAGAUUUUGGAUUUCGAUUGUUGCUGGGUGUCAUGUGUGCACUUAUUAUAGCCCUUGCUGAAAUAUAUUUCCUAGCCAAAAAACUAAAUGAAGAAUUAUCUGUACCAGAAACUGUACAGCUUGGUGGCCCUGCUAAGUUUGCUAAUGAUGUCAAUAAUUAUAUAUCUAAUGCAAUUAAACCUAGUACUGAUAAAGAACAUAAAGAUUAAGUUUAUUCCAGAAUUAUAUAAAGUAGUUAUAAUAUGUAUGUUUAAGUGUUGCUGUGCAAAUGAUGCAACUACAAUUAUAAUCCUGUUGAUUGAUAUUUAAAAUUAAAAAAAUGUAAGCUAUA
Zerene cesonia (dogface butterfly) is the source of this 1167-nucleotide messenger RNA. RefSeq lists its product as uncharacterized. Gene Ontology annotation, cellular component: endomembrane system. The record is from RefSeq and is a predicted model, not a curated record. The coding region runs from base 38 to 1045 and encodes 335 amino acids. Gene Ontology annotation, biological process: vacuolar proton-transporting V-type ATPase complex assembly. Lineage: Eukaryota; Metazoa; Arthropoda; Insecta; Lepidoptera; Pieridae. The transcript is spliced from 2 exons.